AUGUCGUCAAAUGUAUUGAAGAGUUUGAACGAUAACUCGGAGGACAAGACCCGCGACGGACACCAAAAGGCCACUAAAGCGCACAAACUUCGGUCGAAGAGCGCAUCCAUCGCCACAACAACCACAACGACAACGACAGGCCGUGUGGGCGGCGGACGGCGUGGACAGCGUUGCGGUCUCUUCGCGGACAUAAUCUCGUCGGCCGUUUGGCUGAAUGACGUGCGCGCACACAGACGUGAAGACAUCGAUGCCGUACUCGUGAUGGCCAACAAACACAUGAUCGACGGUUGCGAUUGUGUCACACUUUGCGUCACUCUUAUACUCAUAGGAAACACUCAUUUCGAGACAUUUCUCUUCAAUCUGAAGGAGUUUGAGACCAGAGUUGCCGCGCAAGAAGACGCCAACACAGCAGCCGUCGCUCCGCAGACCACCGCCUCUGAAGCGGACAAACGCGAGGACACUUCAGGAGUGGUGAACGAUAUUCCCGUCCAUAAGGACAGCAAAUUAGAGGCGAAUGUGAUGUUGGGUUUGGUUAACAUGAAGAAUAUGAAGGAUCUGUUGGCGCCGAUGGACGAGGCGGUAGAGCACUGGAGCCGAGCCUUUAAGUUGAGUUUGAAAAGUCAUAUACUGACUGAAGAGUCGGUGAUUGGGUUUAAGCUGUACUACAACUUGUCGUCAGUCAUUCAUAUCUAUAACUUCUAUAAGCGCUUCGAGGCCUCACUUCGGGCCGCGAAACUGAUGAAUGAUUUUUGUCAAUACUAUUCACACAAAUACUCGGAAAUUAGUUUGACAGCCAAUUACUACUUGGUUAAGGCUUACAUCCAAUUGGGCGCCGUAUCUAAAGCCACCGCCUCUUUAGCUCCGUUGAGACCAUCGAGCGUUUCCGCCGACCAAUCAAUGCCCGAGACGUUGGGAACUUCACUCAAUCUGUUGGCCAAAUGUGAAGUGGAUUUACUCAAUGGUCGCACAGAAAAGGCGGCGAAGUCUUUACAACUCUAUCUCGCAUCAGAUUAUCUGCAAAAGUUGACUAUAAAUCGUUAUUAUGUGAAAGCGUUGUCUCUUUUAAUGGCCACUAAACUGCCGGCAAAACACUUCAAUUACUCGUUAAACUUCAGAGAAUUCUUAGAACCGAUUCAGAUGUCUGUCUGUAUACUGAAGAGAUGGCAUCCGUGGCUCUCAACUACGGUCAGAGCCAAUAAUGAGAACCAAGUGGUGAAUGCGGCCGAUUUGGACCCGCUUUGGUAUAAGUACGGAGUGAUGACCUUUGCCUUCGACGCCCUCUCUUUGGCCACUGAUUUCUAUACAAACGUUGAGAUUCCCAUCGAUUCCUUCUAUUACUACAACUCUCUCAUAAAAUUAGGCCGACGUUAUUGUGCGACCGUUCGUCUUUCAGAAGUACUGCUCAUUGGUUCCCAAUUGGAUGCCAUUUGUGAUCACAAAUAUUCAGCGCAAACAAAGCUAAACAACGCUUCUCUGUGUCUGCAAUCAACGCAUUACUCAUCGGAUUCGACGCCUGUAUUUGCCGGCGAUUCUUCUGAGUCCACAACUACUUGUGAAGUGAAGCAUUCAAUCGAUGGACAACACAUCCCUCAAACUGAUCCAGAAAUUGAUAUAAAGUCAACUCAAUGUUCAUCUAAUUUGAAUUCCUCGAUACGCGAAGAUUGUGAACACAAACACUCCACUAAUCCCUGGGAAAUGAAGAGAAGAUUGAGAAAUAUUGACAAUUCUUUGUCUGAUUCUGAAGACUAUUCUUCCAAUAGAAAAAAGCCGUCAAUUGAUUUGCAGACAUUGAUCGAUGAAAAUAGUUUUCAAGAAAUACUGGAUUUAGUCAUAACGUCGAUUGAAAUUGAUUUCUAUAAGCUUUUGUUGGAUGAAAACGACGCCAAAUACAUAAUAAAGCAAAUAAAAGGCGUUCACAUGAAUUGUCUCGAGAAUUAUGCUUCCAAUGUAUUGAAGCCAAGGAUAGAGGAAUUAAUGGACGAAACGUCACAAGAAAUUGUCGACAAUUAUCCCAUAUAUAGACUCUUAAAGUUUAAAUUAGUUGAAAAGAUUGCGAGCCUUGAAGUGGAGCUCAAAGAAUAUGAAGACGCCGUCAAUACAUGUCUUAAUAUUACUGCUUAUCCAACCUAUACUUAUGGCGAGCGUCUCAUCGUUUCAAACCUCAUGUAUUUGGAAGCGUUGUCUAAAUUUGAGUUAUAUUUAUGUAAACGUAAUAUUAAUAGCGAUAAGCUAUGGAUUGAAUUCAAUCAUAACUAUAUGGAGUGUUCGGACGCUUCGGCAUCGGCUCUGUCGCAAGCCUUAACCCCUCCCAGACCUCAAGCUAUGAAAGCUUUAGCCCCGAAGGCUCCCAAACAGAAAGCCUUUAAGAACGAAGAGAUGAAUGAUUACGUAACGGCUCUCACAAACAAAUUGUACGACGAGUUAAAACCCGAUCAAAAGACAGCAAAACUUUUUGAUAACGAUUCAGAAAUGCGUUCGUUUUCAAUGUCGGACUUGAACUCAACGGCCACUGAAAAGGCAGUCGAUUCUGAUAUUAUAGUUGUGGACGUCUUCUCCAAAGACAAACCCAAUCCAAACCCGACGCCCACUAAGCGUAUGACGCGUUCAAAAACAAAGCUCAUUGAAAAUGUUGAGAAACCACUGAAGACCACAAAGAGAAGAGCUCUGUCCUCAAAAAGCAAGCCUUUGAGUGAUGUGUCAAACGAUGUCAAAGAUUUGAAUAUAAAUUAUGAGAAUUUGGACGACGUUUUUCACCAAAAACUCGUCAUUUCAGAUGAGGUCAAAGUUGUUAAGAAGUUCUCGAAAGAGGAUUCGUUUGACUUGUCGUCAAUCAUAUCAACACUUAAGCGAAUAUUUCGUUUGGUGUCUUCACACCCGAGUUGUAAACUCUAUACUUCUGUUCACAAACUGUUGUCACAAAUAUAUUCUAUGGAAGAGUUGAAGAAUGAAGAUAUUGUUGGCUAUCAUUACAGCGAAACCAAUGAUUCUAACUAUCGGUACAGAAAUCUAUUCAUCGCCGAAAAGAAGCGCAAAUUGAAUCGAUUGGUUAAAUAUGACUUGAAAUGUAUUGCAUUUGAUCCGCAAAUCAUUGGUUCAAACAAUUCGUACAAAACAUAUACCGAUAGUUUGCCAAACGAUUGGCGAAUCAUUCAGUUCUCAACAGUGAAUACGGAUUCAAAAAUUCCCGAAUUAAUGGUUUGUCGGUUUCAGAAGAAUUGCAGACCUGUUUUCCUCAAGAUUAAGGCCGACCCAAACAGGAUAAUCAAACACUUUAUGACACAUUUUGCGGAAAUCAUCGAAAGAUCGAACGCAUCGAUCGUUAAUAAAGAUAAGGAGACCUUUUGGAGACUCCGGUACUCUCUGAACGACGAGCUCAUGGUUUUGUUGCGAAGCGUUGAGGAGACCUGGUUUGGGGCCUUUCGGGGCAUUCUUUUCGGACAAAUUAUGAACAAAAACUAUAGGAAAAUGUGCACAACUUUGAGCUCAUAUAUCAAUGUUUACGCAAAAAGCGAUGGUCUCUGUUGUAAGAGUGAAGGGCUGUUGGAUGUGAUGGUCGAGUCGCUGCCGUCCCUUAAAUACUGUGAAUAUAAGACAGCAAUGAAAACACUAUUCACCACACCUUCAGACGCUCUCAUUACUAAGUGUUUUGAAAAAUACGAACAACUAUUUACUGAUUGUUUCCCCAUUGAUAACAAAGAACUGGUUUUUACAACAUAUGGCUUAUCACCCGUUGGUUUGAUUCUCGAUAAAUCCCUCGAAGCAUUUCCAUUGGAAUCCCUGCCAUCGCUUCAGACAUACAAUCAAUCGCUAUUCAGAACCCCUUCACUCCGAAUACUUUCUCUAAUGUAUAAUACAUUUAAGGAUAAUAUAUACAGCAAUGGUGUGGACGAGAAGAGUGUGUAUUAUGUCAUAAAUCCUGCCGACAAUUUGGAUAAGACUCAGGAGUAUUUCAAAGAGUCGUUUACAGCAAUGAAGGAGUGGAAUGGAGUGAUAGGACGAGUGCCUCCUCCGCAAGAAUUGAAGAACGCUUUGGACUCGAAGGACGCGUACAUAUUCUUCGGUCACGGGGCCGGCGCUUCCUAUUACCGGGCGAUACCCGAAGGUCUGGACGGCUGUAGCGUUAACUGCGCUUCUGUAGUGAUGGGUUGCAGUAGUGGUAAACUGUUUUCUGACGGCAAACACUUGCAAUCGUAUGGAACUCCGUAUCGGUUUAUGAUGAACGGCAGUCCCUGUUAUGUGGGAGUCCUUUGGGACGUCACCGAUAAAGAUAUCGACAAAUUCUCCGAUCACUUACUCAGCCAUUGGUUCUCCAAUUGGAAACGAGACUCAAAUGUCGCCAAACGUGAGACUAAUAUGUCUAUAGCGUCGGCCGUCUCGUUGUCCCGAAAGUCCUGUAGACUUAAGUAUUUGAUUGGAGCGGCGCCUGUAGUCUAUGGGUUACCCCUUUGCGCUAAAAUUGAUAAAAAUGAGUCCAAUUAACGCAUUCUUACAAAUGUUUUUAAAUAUCACAAAUAUUGUCAGUAUUUUUCUAUUGUUAUAUCCAAUAAAAGUGAUUAGAUUUUACUAUUUUAUAUAUCAAAAU
This is a messenger RNA of Medioppia subpectinata, 4582 nucleotides long. NCBI's taxonomy places the organism in Eukaryota, Metazoa, Arthropoda, Arachnida, Sarcoptiformes, Oppiidae. The record is from the annotation of a GenBank genome assembly.